Molecule: messenger RNA, 13094 nt
Organism: Peromyscus eremicus (cactus mouse)
Lineage: Eukaryota; Metazoa; Chordata; Mammalia; Rodentia; Cricetidae
Gene: Huwe1
Product: HECT, UBA and WWE domain containing E3 ubiquitin protein ligase 1
Exons: 79
Coding region: 27-12977 (4316 amino acids)
Biological process (GO): positive regulation of protein catabolic process; protein polyubiquitination; Golgi organization
Cellular component (GO): nucleus; Golgi membrane
Molecular function (GO): protein binding; ubiquitin-protein transferase activity
Source: RefSeq, a predicted model, not a curated record
UGACAACUUUAUUGGCUUCCUCUGAUAUGCAAGUGGUGCUGGCAGUCCUUAACCUUCUAUAUGUAUUUAGCAAAAGAUCAAACUACAUCACACGUCUUGGAUCUGACAAGAGGACCCCACUACUGACAAGGCUGCAGCAUUUGGCAGAGAGCUGGGGUGGAAAAGAGAAUGGCUUUGGACUUGCAGAAUGUUGCAGAGACUUGAAUAUGUUGAAAUAUCCACCAAGCGCAACCACACUACACUUUGAAUUCUAUGCAGACCCUGGAGCUGAGGUCAAAAUUGAGAAGAGGACAACUAGUAAUACACUACAUUAUAUUCACAUAGAACAACUUGACAAGAUUUCAGAAAGCCCUUCUGAAAUAAUGGAAUCUCUUACCAAAAUGUACAGCAUUCCCAAGGAUAAGCAGAUGCUGUUAUUCACUCAUAUAAGGCUGGCCCACGGCUUUUCUAAUCACAGGAAGCGAUUACAAGCUGUUCAGGCCAGACUGCAUGCAAUAUCUAUAUUAGUCUAUUCCAAUGCCUUGCAAGAGUCAGCAAACAGUAUCUUGUAUAAUGGGUUGAUAGAGGAGUUGGUAGAUGUUCUUCAAAUAACAGAUAAGCAGCUUAUGGAAAUUAAAGCUGCUUCUUUACGAACAUUGACAUCAAUUGUGCAUUUGGAGAGAACUCCCAAGCUCAGCAGUAUUAUUGACUGUACUGGAACUGCCUCCUACCAUGGAUUUUUGCCUGUCCUUGUGCGGAACUGCAUCCAGGCCAUGAUUGAUCCUUCCAUGGACCCAUACCCCCACCAGUUUGCUACUGCCCUCUUCUCCUUUUUGUACCACCUGGCCAGCUAUGAUGCUGGUGGCGAAGCAUUGGUCUCCUGUGGAAUGAUGGAAGCCCUACUAAAGGUCAUAAAGUUUCUUGGUGAUGAACAGGACCAGAUAACAUUUGUCACCAGAGCUGUCAGAGUGGUUGACCUCAUUACCAACCUGGAUAUGGCAGCUUUUCAAUCUCAUAGUGGUCUUUCUAUCUUCAUCUAUAGACUUGAGCAUGAAGUAGAUUUGUGCCGAAAAGAAUGUCCAUUUGUGAUCAAGCCAAAGAUCCAGAGACCUAGUACCACCCAAGAAGGAGAAGAAAUGGAAACUGAUAUGGAUGUUGCAGAUGUAACUAUGGAAAGCAGUCCAGGCUCGUCCAUAACUAUGGAGCACCGGCUGGAGGUUGAAUUAAGGGCAUCAAGUUCCAACAGCAGCACUAGCAUCCCUGGCCCUGGCCCGGGUCCUGGCCCGGGUCCUGGCCCGGGUCCUGGCCCUGGUCCUGGCCCUGGCCCUGGCCUUGGCCCUGGCCCUGGACCCCGUCCUGGAGUCCAGUGUAUUCCCCAACGAGCAGCACUUCUCAAGUCCAUGUUGAAUUUCCUCAAGAAGGCCAUUCAAGAUCCUGCUUUCUCAGAUGGCAUACGGCAUGUAAUGGAUGGUUCUUUGCCUACCUCUUUGAAACACAUCAUCAGCAAUGCAGAAUACUAUGGCCCAUCACUUUUCCUCCUAGCUACUGAAGUGGUGACUGUGUUUGUAUUUCAAGAGCCAUCACUGUUGUCCUCACUCCAGGACAAUGGCCUGACAGAUGUCAUGCUGCAUGCACUGCUUAUCAAAGAUGUUCCUGCUACAAGGGAAGUCCUUGGUUCCCUCCCAAAUGUAUUCAGUGCACUUUGCUUGAAUGCCCGAGGUCUUCAGUCUUUUGUACAAUGUCAGCCAUUUGAACGUCUCUUCAAAGUUCUCCUAUCUCCUGAUUACCUCCCAGCCAUGCGGAGGAGGAGGAGUUCUGAUCCCCUUGGGGAUACUGCAUCCAACCUGGGGAGUGCUGUUGAUGAGCUCAUGAGACAUCAGCCCACCCUCAAAACAGAUGCAACAACUGCCAUCAUUAAGUUACUUGAAGAAAUCUGUAAUCUUGGAAGAGAUCCAAAAUACAUUUGUCAGAAGCCGUCCAUCCAGAAAGCAGAUGGUACUGCUAGUGCCCCUCCACCAAGGUCUAAUCAUGCUGCAGAAGAAGCUUCUAGUGAAGAUGAGGAGGAAGAGGAAGUACAGGCCAUGCAGAGCUUUAAUUCUACUCAGCAGAAUGAAACCGAGCCUAAUCAGCAGGUUGUUGGUACAGAGGAACGUAUUCCCAUCCCCCUCAUGGAUUACAUCCUUAAUGUGAUGAAAUUUGUGGAAUCUAUUCUGAGCAACAAUACAACAGAUGACCACUGCCAAGAAUUUGUGAAUCAGAAAGGACUCUUACCUUUGGUUACCAUUUUGGGUCUUCCCAAUCUGCCCAUUGACUUUCCCACAUCUGCUGCCUGUCAGGCUGUUGCAGGUGUCUGCAAAUCCAUAUUGACUCUGUCACAUGAACCCAAAGUUCUUCAAGAAGGUCUCCUCCAGUUGGACUCAAUCCUUUCCUCCUUGGAACCUUUACAUCGGCCCAUUGAAUCUCCUGGGGGCUCAGUAUUACUUCGAGAACUGGCAUGUGCAGGCAAUGUUGCUGACGCUACCCUCUCUGCUCAGGCUACACCGCUGUUGCAUGCACUUACUGCUGCCCAUGCCUACAUCAUGAUGUUUGUUCACACUUGCAGAGUUGGACAAAGUGAAAUUCGUUCAAUCUCCGUAAACCAGUGGGGUUCUCAGUUGGGUUUGAGUGUUCUGAGCAAGCUAAGCCAGUUAUACUGUUCUCUGGUGUGGGAAAGCACUGUCCUUCUCUCUCUGUGUACCCCAAACAGCCUACCAUCUGGAUGUGAAUUUGGCCAGGCGGACAUGCAGAAACUGGUUCCAAAGGAUGAGAAGGCAGGUACGACCCAGGGCGGAAAAAGAUCAGAUGGAGAACAGGAUGGAGCAGCUGGAAGUAUGGAUGCUUCUACCCAGGGCUUAUUGGAAGGAAUUGAGCUAGAUGGUGACACAUUGGCUCCCAUGGAGACCGAUGAACCGUCUUCUGAUUCUAAGAGCAAAUCUAAAAUCACACCAGCCAUGGCUGCCAGAAUUAAGCAGAUCAAGCCAUUGCUGUCAGCUUCUUCCAGAUUAGGCCGAGCACUUGCUGAGCUCUUUGGACUCCUUGUUAAGCUUUGUGUUGGUUCUCCUGUCCGCCAAAGAAGGAGCCAUCAUGCUGCCAGUACUACUACUGCACCAACACCUGCUGCUAGAUCAACAGCUUCAGCUCUUACUAAGCUACUCACAAAAGGCUUAUCAUGGCAGCCCCCACCAUAUACACCUACUCCCCGCUUCAGGCUGACAUUCUUCAUCUGUUCAGUUGGAUUCACAUCUCCAAUGCUGUUUGAUGAGAGAAAGUAUCCUUACCACCUUAUGCUGCAGAAAUUUCUCUGUUCUGGCGGUCACAAUGCUCUUUUUGAAACUUUCAACUGGGCUCUGUCCAUGGGAGGAAAAGUUCCCGUUUCUGAGGGAUUGGAACAUUCAGAUUUACCUGAUGGUACAGGAGAAUUCCUAGAUGCCUGGCUUAUGCUUGUAGAAAAGAUGGUAAAUCCCACCACAGUGCUCGAAUCGCCACAUUCGCUGCCUGCCAAAUUGCCCGGAGGGGUUCAAAGCUUUCCACAAUUCAGUGCCCUCCGCUUCCUUGUAGUAACUCAAAAAGCAGCCUUUACUUGCAUCAAGAACCUGUGGAACCGGAAACCUCUUAAGGUAUAUGGGGGACGAAUGGCUGAGUCUAUGCUGGCCAUUCUGUGCCACAUUCUCCGUGGAGAACCUGUGAUUCGAGAGAGACUGAGCAAAGAGAAGGAAGGAUCUCGAGGAGAAGAGGAUGCAGGCCAAGAAGAAGGUGGCUCCCGCAGAGAACCGCAAGUCAACCAGCAACAGUUGCAACAGCUCAUGGACAUGGGCUUCACAAGAGAACAUGCCAUGGAGGCCCUGUUGAACACCAGCACAAUGGAACAAGCAACAGAAUACCUUUUAACCCAUCCUCCUCCAAUCAUAGGAGGAGUUGUUCGGGAUCUUAGCAUGUCUGAAGAAGAUCAGAUGAUGAGAGCAAUUGCCAUGUCUCUGGGACAGGAUAUUCCAAUGGAUCAAAGGGCAGAGUCACCUGAGGAAGUUGCUUGCAGGAAGGAGGAAGAGGAACGUAAAGCCCGAGAAAAACAAGAAGAGGAAGAAGCUAAAUGUCUGGAGAAGUUUCAAGAUGCUGACCCAUUGGAACAAGAUGAGCUCCACACUUUCACAGAUACAAUGUUACCAGGCUGCUUCCAUCUUCUUGAUGAGCUGCCUGAUACGGUAUACCGUGUUUGUGAUCUGAUCAUGACAGCUAUCAAGCGUAAUGGAGCAGACUAUCGUGAUAUGAUUUUGAAGCAAGUUGUCAAUCAGGUGUGGGAAGCUGCUGAUGUACUGAUCAAUGCUGCUCUUCCUCUAACAACAAGUGACACAAAAACCGUGUCAGAGUGGAUCAGUCAGAUGGCCACACUGCCACAGGCCUCCAAUUUGGCUACUAGAAUCUUGCUUUUAACACUACUUUUUGAGGAGUUGAAGCUACCUUGUGCCUGGGUGGUUGAAUCAAGUGGCAUCCUCAAUGUCCUAAUCAAGCUCUUAGAAGUGGUUCAGCCCUGCCUUCAGGCUGCGAAAGAGCAAAAGGAGGUUCAGACCCCAAAGUGGAUCACUCCAGUGUUGCUCCUUAUUGAUUUUUAUGAAAAGACAGCCAUCUCAUCAAAGAGAAGAGGCCAAAUGACAAAGUACCUACAGUCCAACAGCAACAACUGGCGCUGGUUUGAUGACCGCUCUGGACGUUGGUGUAGUUACAGUGCUAGCAACAACAGCACUAUUGAUUCUGCCUGGAAAUCUGGAGAAACAAGUGUAAGAUUCACUGCAGGCCGACGAAGAUACACUGUCCAGUUCACUACAAUGGUACAGGUUAAUGAAGAAACAGGGAACCGACGCCCUGUGAUGCUAACUCUUCUCAGGGUACCCCGACUGAAUAAAAACUCAAAAAGUAGCAAUGGACAGGAACUAGAGAAGACACUGGAAGAAAGCAAAGAAAUGGAUAUCAAACGUAAAGAAAAUAAAGGCAAUGAUAUCCCCUUGGCCCUAGAGAGUACAAACACUGAAAAAGAGGCAAGCCUAGAAGAAACAAAAAUUGGGGAGAUCCUAAUCCAGGGCCUGACGGAAGAUAUGGUGACUGUUCUAAUCCGAGCCUGUGUGAGCAUGCUGGGAGUUCCUGUGGACCCAGACACAUUGCAUGCCACCCUUCGCCUCUGCCUGAGGCUCACCCGGGACCACAAAUAUGCCAUGAUGUUUGCAGAGCUGAAGAGUACACGAAUGAUCUUGAAUUUGACCCAGAGCUCAGGCUUCAAUGGCUUUACCCCCCUAGUCACCCUUCUCUUAAGACACAUCAUUGAGGAUCCUUGCACUCUUCGUCAUACUAUGGAAAAGGUUGUUCGCUCAGCAGCUACAAGUGGAGCUGGAAGUACUACCUCUGGUGUUGUAUCUGGCAGCCUCGGCUCCCGGGAGAUCAACUACAUUCUUCGAGUCCUGGGGCCAGCUGCCUGCCGCAAUCCAGACAUAUUCACAGAAGUAGCCAAUUGCUGUAUCCGCAUUGCUCUUCCAGCCCCUCGAGGCUCAGGAACUGCUUCAGAUGAUGAAUUUGAGAAUCUUAGAAUUAAAGGCCCUAAUGCUGUACAGCUGGUAAAGACAACACCUUUGAAGCCUUCAUCUCUGCCUGUCAUUCCUGAUACUAUUAAGGAAGUUAUCUAUGAUAUGCUGAAUGCUUUGGCCGCCUACCAUGCUCCAGAGGAAGCAGACAAAUCUGAUCCUAAACCUGGAGGAAUGACCCAAGAGGUUGGCCAGCUCCUGCAAGACAUGGGUGAUGAUGUAUACCAGCAGUACCGGUCACUUACUCGUCAGAGCAGUGACUUUGAUACACAGUCAGGUUUUUCCUUAAAUAGUCAGGUCUUUGCUGCUGAUGGUGCCCCUGCUGAGACUUCCACAACUGGAACCUCCCAAGGAGAGGGAGCUUCAACUCCAGAGGAGACUCGAGAAGGGAAGAAAGAUAAAGAAGGGGACCGGACCUCUGAGGAAGGCAAGCAGAAAGGCAAGGGCAGCAAACCUUUAAUGCCUACCUCUACUAUCCUUCGUCUUCUGGCAGAGUUGGUGAGGUCCUAUGUUGGAAUUGCUACUCUGAUUGCAAACUACAGCUAUACCGUGGGCCAGUCUGAGCUGAUCAAAGAGGACUGCAGUGUGCUAGCUUUUGUCCUGGACCACCUCCUCCCACACACCCAGAAUGCAGAAGACAAGGACACACCUGCCCUGGCCCGUCUAUUCCUUGCAAGUCUGGCUGCUGCGGGGAGUGGCACAGAUGCUCAGGUGGCCCUAGUGAAUGAAGUAAAAGCAGCCCUGGGAAGGGCACUUGCUAUGGCUGAGAGUACAGAGAAACAUGCCAGACUUCAGGCAGUGAUGUGUAUCAUCAGUACCAUCAUGGAGUCCUGCCCCUCCACCUCCAGCUUCUACAGUAGUGCCACAGCCAAGACUCAGCAUAAUGGCAUGAACAACAUCAUUCGACUGUUCCUGAAGAAGGGACUAGUCAAUGACCUGGCUAGAGUUCCUCACAGCCUAGACCUGUCCAGUCCAAAUAUGGCCAACACGGUCAAUGCUGCUUUAAAACCUUUGGAAACACUUUCCCGGAUUGUAAACCAGCCCAGUAGCCUUUUUGGCAGCAAGAGUGCUUCUAGCAAGAACAAGUCUGAGCAGGAUGCCCAAGGAGCCUCUCAAGAUUCAAAUAGCCAUCAGCAAGAUCCAGGCGAGCCUGGGGAAGCAGAAGUGCAGGAGGAGGAUCAUGAUGUCUCUCAGACAGAGGUGGCAGAUGGGGAUAUCAUGGAUGGGGAGGCUGAAACCGACUCAGUGGUGAUUGCUGGGCAGCCUGAGGUGCUCAGUUCACAAGAGAUGCAGGUUGAGAAUGAGCUGGAGGACCUGAUAGAUGAGUUGCUUGAGAGGGAUGGCGGAUCUGGGAACAGUACAAUUAUAGUGAGCAGAAGUGGAGAGGAUGAAUCACAAGAGGACGUGCUGAUGGAUGAAGCUCCUUCCAACCUCAGCCAAGCUUCCACCUUGCAGGCCAACCGAGAAGAUUCCAUGAAUAUCCUGGACCCUGAGGAUGAGGAGGAGCACACUCAGGAAGAGGACAGCAGUGGCAGUAACGAGGAUGAGGAUGAUAGUCAGGAUGAAGAGGAGGAGGAGGAGGAAGAUGAGGAAGAUGAUCAGGAGGAUGAUGAAGGUGAAGAAGGAGAUGAAGAUGAUGACGACGAUGGUUCUGAGAUGGAAUUGGAUGAGGAUUACCCUGAUAUGAACGCUUCUCCCUUGGUCCGAUUUGAGCGCUUUGACCGGGAGGAUGAUCUCAUCAUUGAGUUUGACAACAUGUUCUCCAGUGCUACAGACAUCCCUCCAUCCCCAGGAAAUAUCCCUACUACCCACCCAUUGAUGGUACGCCAUGCAGAUCACAGUUCCCUGACACUGGGCAGUGGCUCUUCCACAACUCGUCUCACCCAGGGCAUCGGUCGCAGUCAGAGGACCCUAAGACAGCUGACAGCCAAUACUGGCCAUACCAUUCAUGUUCACUACCCUGGGAACCGCCAGCCUAACCCUCCUCUUAUACUGCAGAGGUUGCUUGGUCCUUCAGCUGCUGCUGACAUCCUUCAGCUGAGCAGCAGCCUUCCCUUACAAAGCCGAGGCCGGGCCCGCCUCCUAGUGGGCAAUGAUGAUGUCCAUAUCAUCGCCAGGUCUGAUGACGAGCUGCUGGAUGACUUUUUUCAUGACCAGAGCACAGCUACUAGCCAAGCAGGGACCCUGUCCAGCAUCCCUACAGCUCUGACCCGAUGGACAGAGGAAUGCAAAGUUCUUGAUGCUGAGAGCAUGCACGACUGUGUUUCAGUGGUUAAAGUACCCAUUGUCAAUCACCUGGAAUUCUUGAGAGAUGAGGAGCUAGAAGAGAGAAGGGAGAAACGCAGGAAACAACUGGCUGAGGAAGAAACAAAAAUAAUAGACAAAGGCAAAGAAGACAAGGAAAACAGAGAUCAGAGUGCACAGUGUACUGUAUCUAAGACAAAUGACUCCGCUGAACAAAAUGUCUCAGAUGGGACUCCUAUGCCUGACAGCUAUCCAACAACCCCCUCUUCAACGGAUGCAGCUACAUCUGAGUCCAAGGAGACACUUGGUACUCUACAACCCUCCCAGCAGCAGCCAGCACUCCCAACCCCACCAGCCUUAGGAGAGAUUCCUCAGGAACUACAGUCUCCUGCUGAAGAAGUGGGGAACUCUGCACAGCUAUUGAUGCCUAUAGAGUUGGAGGAAUUGGGUCCCACAAGGACAAGUGGAGAAGCAGAAACAACUCAAAUGGAGUUAUCCCCAGCUCCCACCAUAACCUCUCUUUCCCCGGAGAGAGCUGAAGAUUCAGAUGCAUUAACAGCUGUCAGCAGUCAACUGGAGGGUUCUCCCAUGGACACCAGCAGCCUGGCUUCCUGUACAUUAGAAGAGGCUGUAGGUGACACUCCAGCAGCUGGAGGUUCGGAGCAGCCUACAGCAGGCAACUCGACUCCUGGGGAUGUCCCAUCAGUUGUAGCAGAAGUGCAAGGCAGACCUGAUGUGUCAGGAGAAUCUACCCAGCAACCUGACGACAACUCUCCCCCUGCAUCCUCUGAGAGUUCUUCCACUAGAGAUUCUGCUGUGGCCAUCUCUGGAGCAGAUUCUCGAGGAAUCCUAGAAGAGCCACUGCCUUCAACAAGCAGUGAAGAAGAAGAUCCUCUUGCAGGUAUCAGUCUCCCUGAAGGUGUGGAUCCCUCCUUUCUGGCUGCUCUCCCUGAUGAUAUCCGUCGGGAAGUCCUACAGAACCAGCUGGGCAUCCGUCCACCAACCAGAACUGCUCCCUCUACAAAUAGCUCAGCUCCUGCAGUAGUCGGGAAUCCUGGUGUGACUGAAGUGAGCCCUGAGUUCCUGGCUGCCCUACCUCCAGCAAUUCAAGAGGAAGUGCUAGCCCAGCAGAGAGCUGAGCAGCAGCGGCGGGAACUGGCCCAGAAUGCCAGCUCAGACACCCCCAUGGAUCCUGUGACCUUCAUCCAGACUCUGCCCUCAGAUCUGCGUCGUAGUGUCCUGGAGGACAUGGAAGACAGUGUGUUGGCUGUGAUGCCACCUGACAUUGCAGCUGAGGCUCAAGCCCUAAGACGAGAACAAGAAGCCCGACAGCGGCAGCUCAUGCAUGAGCGUCUUUUUGGACACAGUAGUACCUCUGCACUCUCUGCCAUUCUCCGAAGUCCAGCUUUUACCAGUCGCCUGAGUGGCAACCGUGGGGUCCAGUAUACUCGCCUUGCUGUACAGAGGGGUGGCACCUUCCAGAUGGGGGGUAGCAGCAGCCAUAAUAGGCCUUCUGGCAGUAAUGUCGACACACUUCUCCGCCUCCGAGGACGUCUCCUUCUAGACCAUGAAGCCCUGUCUUGCCUCUUGGUCCUACUUUUUGUGGAUGAGCCGAAACUCAAUACUAGCCGUCUUCACCGAGUACUGAGAAAUCUGUGCUAUCAUGCCCAGACCCGACACUGGGUCAUCCGCAGCCUCCUGUCCAUUUUGCAGCGCAGUAGUGAGAGUGAGUUAUGCAUUGAGACUCCCAAGCUCUCCACAAGUGAAGAAAGGGGCAAAAAGUCAAGCAAGAGCUGUGCAUCAAGCAGCCACGAGAACCGUCCUCUGGAUCUGCUCCACAAGAUGGAGUCCAAAAGUUCAAACCAGCUCUCCUGGCUCUCAGUAUCUAUGGAUGCUGCCUUAGGCUGUAGGACUAACAUAUUCCAGAUCCAACGUUCUGGAGGACGUAAACAUACAGAGAAGCAUGCAAGCAGUGGUUCCACUGUCCACAUUCACCCCCAGGCUGCUCCUGUUGUUUGCAGACAUGUUCUGGAUACACUCAUUCAAUUGGCCAAGGUGUUUCCCAGCCACUUCACACAGCAACGGACCAAAGAAACAAACUGCGAAAGUGAUCGGGAAAGGGGCAGUAAGCAGGCCUGCAGCCCAUGCUCCUCACAAUCCUCCAGCAGUGGCAUUUGUACAGACUUCUGGGACUUAUUGGUAAAACUGGACAACAUGAAUGUUAGCCGGAAAGGCAAGAACUCCGUGAAGUCAGUACCAGUGAGCGCUGGUGGUGAAGGGGAAACUUCCCUACACAGCCUUGAAGCCUCUCCACUGGGGCAGCUCAUGAACAUGUUGUCACAUCCAGUCAUCCGCCGGAGUUCUCUCUUAACCGAGAAGCUCCUGAGACUCCUCUCUCUCAUCUCAAUUGCUCUCCCAGAAAACAAAGUAUCGGAAGCACAAGCUAACUCAGGCAGCAGUGCUUCCUCCACCACUGCUGCCACUUCAACCACAUCUACCACCACCACCACUGCCACCACCCCCACGCCCACACCCCCUGCUGCAACCACCCCUGUCACUUCUGCUCCAGCUCUGGUUGCUGCCACAGCUCUUUCCACCAUUACUGUAGCUGCUUCUACCACAGUGACUACCCCCACAACUGCUACCACUACUGUUUCAACUUCCACUACUAAGGGCAGCAAAUCUCCAGCAAAGGUGGGUGAAGGAGGCAGCAGUGGUAUAGACUUCAAAAUGGUAUCCUCUGGCCUCACUGAAAACCAGCUACAGCUCUCUGUGGAGGUGUUGACAUCCCACUCUUGUUCUGAAGAAGGCUUAGAAGAUGCAGCCAAUGUGUUACUGCAGCUGUCUCGAGGGGAUUCUGGGACCCGAGACACAGUUCUUAAGCUGCUACUGAAUGGAGCCCGCCAUCUGGGUUAUACCCUUUGUAAACAGAUAGGUACCCUACUCGCUGAGUUAAGGGAAUACAAUCUGGAACAACAGCGGAGAGCCCAAUGUGAGGCCCUCUCUCCUGAUGGCCUGCCUGAGGAGCAGCCACAGACCACCAAACUGAAAGGCAAAAUGCAGAGCAGGUUUGACAUGGCUGAGAAUGUGGUAAUUGUGGCAUCUCAGAAGCGACCCUUGGGUGGCCGGGAGCUCCAACUGCCUUCUAUGUCCAUGUUGACAUCCAAGACAUCUACCCAGAAGUUCUUCUUGAGGGUCCUGCAGGUCAUCAUCCAGCUUCGAGAUGACACACGACGAGCUAACAAGAAAGCCAAGCAGACAGGCAGGCUAGGUUCCUCCGGUUUAGGCUCAGCUAGCAGCAUCCAGGCAGCUGUUCGGCAGCUGGAGGCUGAGGCUGAUGCCAUUAUACAAAUGGUACGUGAGGGUCAAAGGGCGCGGAGACAGCAACAAGCAGCAACGUCGGAGUCUAGCCAGUCAGAGGCAUCUGUCCGAAGAGAGGAGUCACCCAUGGAUGUGGACCAGCCAUCUCCUAGUGCUCAAGAUACUCAGACCAUUGUUGCCUCAGAUGGAACACCACAGGGGGAGAAGGAGAAAGAGGAGAGGCCGCCUGAGUUACCACUGCUCAGUGAGCAGCUGAGCCUAGAUGAGCUAUGGGACAUGCUAGGGGAAUGUUUAAAGGAACUGGAGGAAUCUCAUGACCAGCAUGCAGUGCUAGUGCUGCAGCCUGCUGUCGAGGCCUUCUUUUUGGUCCAUGCCACAGAGCGGGAGAGCAAGCCUCCUGUCCGAGACACCCGUGAGAGCCAGCUGGCACACAUCAAGGAUGAGCCACCUCCACUUUCCCCUGCCCCCUUAACCCCAGCCACUCCUUCCUCCCUUGACCCGUUCUUCUCCAGGGAGCCCUCGUCUAUGCACAUCUCCUCAAGCCUGCCCCCUGAUACACAGAAGUUCCUUCGCUUUGCAGAGACUCACCGCACUGUGUUAAACCAGAUACUACGGCAGUCCACCACCCACCUUGCUGAUGGACCUUUUGCUGUCUUAGUAGAUUAUAUUCGUGUCCUCGACUUUGAUGUCAAGCGCAAAUAUUUCCGCCAAGAGCUGGAACGUUUGGAUGAAGGGCUCCGGAAGGAAGACAUGGCGGUGCAUGUUCGCCGUGACCAUGUAUUUGAAGACUCCUAUCGGGAGCUGCAUCGCAAAUCUCCUGAAGAAAUGAAGAAUCGAUUGUAUAUAGUGUUUGAAGGAGAAGAAGGGCAGGAUGCUGGGGGACUCCUGCGAGAGUGGUACAUGAUCAUCUCUCGAGAGAUGUUCAACCCUAUGUAUGCCUUGUUCCGUACCUCACCUGGUGACCGGGUCACCUACACGAUCAAUCCAUCUUCCCACUGUAACCCCAACCACCUCAGCUACUUCAAGUUUGUUGGACGCAUUGUAGCCAAAGCUGUAUAUGACAACCGCCUCCUGGAGUGCUACUUUACACGGUCCUUCUACAAACACAUCUUGGGCAAGUCUGUCAGGUAUACAGAUAUGGAGAGUGAAGAUUACCACUUCUACCAGGGCCUAGUUUAUCUGCUGGAAAAUGAUGUCUCCACACUAGGCUAUGACCUCACCUUCAGCACUGAGGUUCAAGAGUUUGGAGUGUGUGAAGUUCGUGACCUCAAACCCAAUGGAGCCAACAUCUUGGUAACAGAGGAGAAUAAGAAGGAAUAUGUACACCUGGUGUGCCAGAUGAGAAUGACAGGAGCCAUCCGCAAACAGCUGGCAGCCUUCUUGGAAGGCUUCUAUGAAAUCAUUCCAAAGCGCCUCAUUUCCAUCUUUACUGAGCAGGAACUAGAGCUGCUCAUAUCAGGGCUGCCCACCAUCGACAUUGAUGAUCUAAAAUCUAACACUGAGUACCACAAGUACCAAUCCAACUCUAUUCAGAUCCAAUGGUUCUGGAGAGCAUUGCGUUCCUUUGACCAAGCAGACCGUGCCAAGUUCCUCCAGUUUGUCACAGGUACUUCCAAGGUGCCCCUGCAAGGGUUUGCUGCCCUUGAAGGCAUGAAUGGCAUCCAGAAGUUUCAGAUUCAUCGAGAUGACAGAUCCACAGAUCGCCUGCCUUCAGCUCACACAUGUUUUAAUCAACUGGACCUGCCUGCCUAUGAGAGCUUUGAGAAGCUCCGCCACAUGCUACUAUUGGCCAUCCAGGAGUGCUCUGAAGGCUUUGGGCUGGCCUAGUAAGGCCUUGCCUACUUCUGUGGGGUUUUUCUACCAUUGUUGGACCUGGGGAGGGGGGGAUUUAAAAAGAUCCAGAAAGAAAAUGUCAAAAUCCAAUAAAUGAAAUUCACCAACUCA